Molecule: messenger RNA, 1737 nt
Organism: Hydatigera taeniaeformis
Lineage: Eukaryota; Metazoa; Platyhelminthes; Cestoda; Cyclophyllidea; Taeniidae
Source: the annotation of a GenBank genome assembly
UUCGGCCUUCUUAAGGUUACUUUUCCCACUGCCUUACAGGUGAAUGGAGAGGAUGUUCAGAACUGUAGCCACGAGGAGGCUAUGGAAGUCUUUCAGCGCGCCCCUGAUCCCAUCAUCGUGGUGGAGGUGAUGCGACGACCCCAACCAUCAUCCACCACCUCCCCUCCCGCUUUUCCCACUCCUCUGGUUGGCGGGGGCGGAGGGCUGUGCGGUAGUGGUAGUGGACCAGGAGUCGGCGACUCCAAUAGCGAGAUGAGCAGUGUCCUCUCGAGCCGACGCGGUAUCGCUAGCGGAAGCGGUUCCACUCGUUCCGUUGCAGUUCAAACCGUCUUUAGUGCAGGCGAAAUGGCUGCAUCAUUGGCAAUUGCGGCGGCUUCUUUUGCUCAACAGGAGGCGCGAAUGGCACUGCUUGGUGAACCUGCUUCCUAUGAUGUGCCAGGAAAGCAUUCAACAGACUACCUACUUGGAGUCUCCGGUGCUGGCGACGGAGUGGAGGAUGAGGAUGGCUUGGAUGAAGAAGAUGAGGAGGAAGGAAAUGCUGAGGAUGUCGAUGAUGCUGUAUUUGGUGUCGAUGAAGUCGGAUGCCUCGAUUACAUCCUCAAACAGUAUCCUUGUAGCACAAAUGGCGUUCUACCGUCCUUCUGUCACCCCCAUGCCUUUGCACAACCAAUUGACUCUGUCUACGCUAACUUUCCAGAAAACCCUGCCUCCUCCUCCUCCGCUUCUGGUAACUUGCCUACUGGUGAUUAUACAACCGGCGCAUCCGAGAAGUGCUUUGAGGUGAUUCUACAAAAACAGUCGACCUCGGAUAAGUUCGGACUAACCCUGUGCUAUCGACCCAGUGAUGUUCAACAGAAUUUUACAGAGGUCUAUAUCAGCGAGAUCGAGCCUGGAAGCGUGGCUCAUCGAUGCGGUCAAAUCAUGUUGGGUGAUCGGGUGGUGAAAAUCGGAGAUCAGGAGAUCACCUCACGGGAGCACGUGAUGGAUCUCUUUCAAGGCUGUGGACUCUGUGCCAAGAUCACCCUCAUGAGACAAGCAUUGUGGAAACAACCGUCGGGUCGUCUACAGCCUUCCUACCCCACUCAUCCCUACCCCGAUUCAACUCUUGACAUCGGUAUCACCAAUGCCGCCUAUGCUCACUUACCGGAUCAGGACUCUGGUAUGGGAAGAACAACAGAUGACAGUGUGAGGACCGAAGAGAGCUCGGAGCAGGAGGCGGAAGAACACAAGGCACUGUUGAUGAACCCCUGGCCUCUCUUCGACCCCAAUGUCAGCAAUCCUGGAAGUGCUAGCCAACCCCUUCCCCCCACUACUACCACCGCGGCUGCCUCCACUGCUGCCGCCGGCACCGCCACGGGGCUAGCGCAGGUGGCGGCAGCGGCCUUUCUGGCCUCCCCUGCCAACACCCACCUCCUCGAUAACGAGCUGAUUCACCUGAGUCAGCUGAUGCAGUCGCUUGCUAUGCACUGUCACAAGCUGGCCUACGUGAAGAUGUGUGGCUGCUUACAGCCCAAAGAAGGGUGCAAUGCUGCGACAACAGCCGAUGCGGAUGGGUCGGAGUUGGGAGUUGGAUCGGCACCAACGGUAGAAAGAGAGGUUUCGGGUGAUAGCGAAAGGGGGACUGAGGACACCUCGCCUAACAAGGCGCGGCAAACCCCAAGAAUGGGACUAGGAGCCACCUCCACAUCUCACAAAGCCUCUUCUGCCAACGGUAUCGUAAGGUCCAAAGGUUGGUGA